GGUUCAGGUGUUUUUUCGAGUGACUGUACAACUGAAGAGAGAGUGAAGGGCAAAAGGCAUGGUUCCGGUCUUCUCCCCAGAUGGCGUCUUUGAGUGCUGCAAUCACGCAUAAAGACAGCCAUUCAUUGUAUGGAAUCUGCUAUCUAUUUAGCCUCAAGGAAAGCCUUAUUAAUGAAUAUAGUAAGCUAUACGCUGAAAAAAAGAUCUCGUCUCAUUAUACAACACUCAUUCAGUCAAUCAUUCAAACUAACCAAUCGAAGCAUUGAUGUAGAUGAGUUAGGAAAUCCGUUAUCUGAAUAUGUAAAAAUGUGUACUAAAUUUGUAUAUCAUUUAUCAUCUUAAAUGGAUAUUCUACUGAGAUACUAGCACAAUGUUUGGUGAAAAGACAUAGGCAAUGUAUGAUGGAAAAUAUUUCAUAGCAAUAAAUGGUAAAAAGUGUUUUUAAAUAAUGUAAAGCUUAAUUUCUAUAAACUGUUUACCUGUUACAGAUAUUGUUCGUAUGGCACAAUUAUCGUCAUUCAUUAGAGAAUCUUCAUUAUUAAUCUAUAAAGAGGAACAUUAUCAUUGCAAAUAUUAUUUAGAGUUUCCUUGUACUCAUGACAAUGCAUUUAAAACUUUGGUGCAAAAUUUAUUUCGACAGUUUGUGUUAAAGUCUAAAUUUGCAAACAUUCUCUGUAAAACUCUUCAUCAUGUUUAUGUGAAAAGUGUUUUACUUAUAAAAUAUGUGUUUUUAUAGAAAAGUAAUGUAACAGUCAAACUUAUACUGGUUAAUAACUUCACUCUUGUAAUAUACGUAAUAAGAGUUUUUCACAAAGAAGUAAUGUGACUGAAUACAGUCAUGUUCAUACUGGUGUGAAGCCUCUUUCUUGUAGUAUAUGCAAUAACAGUUUUUCUCGUAGAAGUGACAGGACUAAACACUAUCGUGUUCAAAUGGGUGAAAAGCCUUUUUCCUGUAAUAUAUGCAAUAAGAGUUUUUCAAGCAGAAGUAAUCUGACUAGCCACAGUAAUGUUCAUACUGGUGAGAAACCUUUUUCUUGUAAUAUAUGUAAUAAGAGUUUCUCACGAAGAAGUAAACUGACUAUACACAAACAUGUUCACACUGGUGAGAAGCCUUAUUCUUGUAGUUUAUGUAACAAGAGUUUUGCACUAAGAAGUGAACUGACAAUACACAAUCGUGUUCACACUGGUGAGAAUUCUUGUAGUUUAUGUAACAAGAGUUUUGCACAAAGAAGUGAACUGACAAUACACAAUCGUGUUCACACUGGUGAGAAACCUUUUUCUUGUAGUAUAUGUAAUAAGAGUUUUUUACAAAGAAGUGAUCUGAAUAGACACAAUCGUGUUCACACUGGUGAGAAACCUUUUUCUUGUAGUUUAUGUAACAAGAGUUUUGCACAAAGAAGUGAACUGACAAUACACAGUGUUCACACUGGUGAGAAGCCUUAUUCUUGUAGUUUAUGUAACAAGAGUUUUGCGCAAAAAAGUAGUCUGACUGCACACAAUAUCGGUCACACUGGUGAGAAACCUUUUUCCUGUAGUAUAUGUAAUAAGAGUUUUACAAACAGAAGUAGUCUGAUUAGACACAAUAGCAUUCACUCUGGUGAGAAACCUUUUUCCUGUAGUAUAUGUAAUAAGAGUUUUUCACUAAGAUGUCACCUGACUGCACACAAUAUCGUUCACACUGGUGAGAAACCUUUUUCCUGUAGUAUAUGUAAUAAGAGUUUUUCAAAAAGAAGUAGUCUGACUGAACACAAUAGCAUUCACUCUGGUGAGAAACCUUUUUUCUGUAGUAUAUGUAAUAAGAGUUUUUCAAGUAGAAGUUAUAUGAUUGUACACAAUCGUAUUCACACUGGUGAGAAACCUUUUUCUUGUAGUAUAUGUACUAAGAGUUUUUUAAACAGGAGUGAUCUGACUGUACACAAUCGUAUUCACACUGGUGAGAAACCUUUUUCUUGUAGUAUAUGUAACAAGAGUUUUUCAAUAAGCAGUAGUCUGAUUAGACACAAUAUCGUUCACACUGGUGAGAAACCUUUUUCCUGUAGUAUAUGUAAUAAGAGUUUUUCAAACAAGAGAGGUCUGACCAAACACAGUCGUGUUCAUACUGGUGAGAAACCAUUUUCUUGUAGUAUAUGUACUAAAAGUUUUUCACACAGAAGUAAUCUGACUGUACACAAUCGUAUUCACACUGGUGAGAAACCUUUUUCCUGUUGUAUAUGUAACAAAAGUUUUUCGAACAGAAAUGAUCUAACCAAGCACAGUCAUAUUCAUACUGGGGAGAAAUGAUUUUCCUAUAUAUGUAACUCGAGUUUUAUACAAAGACGUCAAUUGACUGAACACAGUCGUGUUCACACUGGUGACGCACCUUUUUCUUGUAUAUGUAAUAAGAGUUUUUCAAGCAGGAGUGAUCCGAACAAACACAGUCGUGUUCAUACGGGGGAGAAAUGAUUUUCUUAUAGUAUAUGUAACGAGUGUUUUAUACAAAGACGUUAGUUGACUGAACACAUUUGUGUUCACACUGGUGACAAACCUUUUUCUUGUAUAUGUAGCAAGAGAUUUUCACAUAGAAGUCUUCUGAGGGAGCAUUUUCGUGUUCAUACUUGAGAGAAACCUGAAUCUCUUGUUGUUUACUCUUAGAGUUUAUCUCUAUAAAAGAAUUGUAUGCUCACUGUUCUGUUCAUACUAUUGACUAACUUUAUUUUUGUAAAUUUAUUCGCAUAAUGUUUAAAUGCUAGUAUAACCUGUUUAUAAGAAUAGUAUAAUGUUCAUUAGGAUAGUAUAACCUGAUAAAUAAACCUGUUCAUGAGUAUUUUAAUUUUAGUUAGAAAUCUCAAUCUUCAAGGUUAUAUAACAAGUUAACUACUUUUUGUAUGAAAGCAAACCAUAGUUUUCUUGUUAUGCCUAAUGCCUGCAUGUUUCACUAUUAAAAUAUAUUGUUUCUGAUUCAAAUUAAGGAUCAUCAUAACUUUUGGUAAUAAGUAGGAUACAACACCCCUCCUAUUUACAAGUAAGGAUUGCCAAUUAGAAAUUUAGCCACUCAAGAAGCAAGAAUGCCACCACCUUUGUCAUUUUUUAUAUUUCAUAUUAGAUUUAUAAAUGUUAACGUUCGAGAUUGGUUUUCUGAUCAAGUUCUUUUAUUGUUCUGCAAGGGUUAAAAAAAAAUUCGCCUCCCCCCUGUUAAUAUUGGUAAUAAAGCAGGGUGCGUAGCGUUUGUAAAAAGUAUUUAAA
Messenger RNA from Parasteatoda tepidariorum (common house spider), 3222 nucleotides. The record is from RefSeq and is a predicted model, not a curated record. NCBI's taxonomy places the organism in Eukaryota, Metazoa, Arthropoda, Arachnida, Araneae, Theridiidae.